AUGGCGCGGCUGACGCUCUCGUUGUGGGUGCCGCUGCUGCUAGCGCUGGGCUGCGUGUGUGGGGAGGAGUACCACCGCCACACCAACAACUGGGCUGUGAUCGUGGACACGUCUCGCUUCUGGAGCAACUACAGACACGUGGCCAAUGCGCUGUCGCUGUAUCACUCGGUCAAGCGUCUCGGCAUCCCGGACAGUCAGAUUAUCUUGAUGCUGGCGGACCAAAUGCCGUGCAACGCCCGUAAUUGCUUCCCAGGGCAGGUGUUCAACAGCCGGACGCAGAAGAUCAACCUCUACGGGAAGAACGUAGAGGUGGACUACCGCGGCUCCGAGGUCUCGGUCGCCAAUUUCAUCACCGUCCUUACAGGUCGCCAUGAGCCUGGAACACCCGCCUCGAAGAAGCUCGACACGGACGAGAACAGCAACAUCUUCCUCUACAUGUCUGGCCACGGCGGCGAUGGGUUCUUGAAAUUCCAGGACUUCGAAGAGAUGUCGAGCCAAGACCUCGCCGACUCGAUUCAGGAAAUGCACGUGAAGAAGCGCUACAAUGAAAUCUUCUUCAUGGUGGACACCUGCCAGGCUGGCUCACUGUCGAAUGCACUCGAGUCGCCCAAGGUAGUGACUAUCGGCAGCUCGCAAACUGGCGAGAACUCAUACGCCCACCACUCAGACUUCGAGUUGGGGCUGUCGGUCAUCGAUCGCUUCACAUUUUCGACGCUGGACUACCUGCAGCGCAUGAAGGUGGGUGACUCCAUUCGUAACGGGACGCUGCGAGACCUCUUCAACUUUUACGACCCCAAGAUGCUCCUUUCGACUCCUGAUUACCGGACCGAUAUUCUCGGCCGCUCCAUUGACGAGGUGCCCAUCACGGACUUCCUCGGAUCGAUGCUGGACGUCCACUUGCACUCCGAUGACGAGGCAUAUCCAAUUGAAGCAUCCCCUUUCUCGAAGGAAUUUCUGGCUGGAGUAGUUGCUGCCGUUGUCGGCGCUGUGCUUGUGACCACGAAAGGUGUCUGA
Molecule: messenger RNA, 1014 nt
Organism: Phytophthora sojae
Lineage: Eukaryota; Oomycota; Peronosporomycetes; Peronosporales; Peronosporaceae
Exons: 10
Coding region: 1-1014 (337 amino acids)
Biological process (GO): proteolysis; attachment of GPI anchor to protein; protein localization to cell surface
Cellular component (GO): GPI-anchor transamidase complex
Molecular function (GO): GPI-anchor transamidase activity
Source: RefSeq, a predicted model, not a curated record